AUGCUCGGCCGGCUAGAGAUGGACCCCGAUCGGCUGGCAUCGCAGCACGAGCUCGCUGGUGCGUACGAUGACAAUGGGCAAACAAAAGAGGCUGUGGCGCUGCUAGAGCACGUCGACAAGGUCCAGGAGACUACGCUGGCGGCCACGCAUCCAUUUCGUCUGCUGUCAGAACGUGGAUUGGCGCACAUGCAGAUUAGACUAUGA
Alternaria arborescens is the source of this 204-nucleotide messenger RNA. RefSeq lists its product as hypothetical. Gene Ontology annotation, molecular function: protein binding. NCBI's taxonomy places the organism in Eukaryota, Fungi, Ascomycota, Dothideomycetes, Pleosporales, Pleosporaceae. The transcript has a single exon. The record is from RefSeq and is a predicted model, not a curated record. Bases 1 to 204 code for a protein of 67 amino acids.